UUACUUCACUAUUUGUUUACUGUAACACCCUGUGGAGUCUCUAAUCUUGAUUGCUUUAUUCUUCCUAUCCUGUCUGCACUAUGGGGGGUGAUUGAUACCUAGUUCCUGUGGUUGUGAAAGAUUCCAUACACACAUUUUUUCAAAUAACUUAAAUGUUUCUUAUUUUGAAGUCUCAGAAUUAAUAUAUGGGUAUUUAUCUUAUGUUUAGGAUUUUAUGAAAAUGGAAAAUUAUGAGGCAUUUGUAGGCUUUGAUCUCUCUAAGACCCCACUCUCCAGUGUUGCUCAGAAGAUUAUGUCUGCUAUGCAUUCAGUUGAUUUAGUGGAUUCUAGGAACUGGAGAGAGAAUGAAAAGACUGCAGGAGUGGAGAACAAAUGCAAUGAUAAGUAUUCAGGACUACUUGAGGAUGAGAAGAAUCAAUCACUGGAAAACAAGGAUCUUAAUUCUUUAACAAGCCAGACAUCAAGAGCUCCCACCAAGGCGUCUCCUCCGCCUUCCACAGCCAGGCCCGUAGAGCAGCUGUCUGCUGACCAGGGGCAGAAGAGCACCAGCUCCUUGCCUCUUUCCAGUCGUUUAAUUCCACAGGGAAAUCAGGAGGCUUCAGUUCUACAGAAAGCGGAACAUACAAGAAACUGUCUCCUAAAGGAACAUACAAAUAAUGAAAACAAGGAAAGCACAACUCUCAAAAGAAAACGUAUUACAUGCAGUAAUUCAUUAGAGAAAACAAGUAAACAUGUGGCAUUACGAGAAGAUGAUGAGGUUGAAUCCUACCUAAAUUCUGGGAACUCAAGAGCAUUUAAAAACUGUUUUUGUGAUAUUAGGUAUUUGGAAGAUUUUGAGAAAGUCCAACUGAUUGAAAUGCUCAAACAGGCAGCAGCCCUGGUGGUAACUCUGAUGUAUAAGGAUGGUUCAACCCAGCUAAGUACUGGCCGGACUCUAAGUUCCGCUAUUAAAGGAAUUGUAAUAUUACUAAAGGGCCAAGAGGAAGAGGGCAGCAGCCCUCCUUUGGCCCCCUCAGCCUUUGAUGGUGUUCCUGUGGAGGAGUUCCCUCCUGACGAGGGGUGCGUCUUCAUAAAAGUGGGGCAGUCUUCUCUCUGGGGCCAAGAACAAGAGGCCCAUCAUCAGUUUGCCAGAAAAUUAUUAUUUCAAAUGCUGAAAGGUGAAUGUCCCAUUAUUUGUUUUAAUGCUAAGGAUUUUGUGAGAACAGUGCUCCAGUUCUUUGGUGAUGAUGGCAGUUGGAAACAUGUUGCUGAUUUUGUUGGGCUAGAUCCCAAAAUUGCUGCGUGGCUCAUAGAUCCCAGUGAUGCCGUGCCUUCUUUUGAAGAUUUAGUUGCAAAAUACUUUGAAAAAUCCAUCACAGUUCAAGUGAACAGCACCUACGGAAAUUCCUCAGGAAAUACUGUGAAUCAGAACGUAUGUGAGAACCUGAGAAUACUCUACAGACUUACGAUGGACCUUUGCUCUAAGUUGAAGGUUUAUGGUUUGUGGCAACUAUUUUGUACUUUGGAACUUCCUCUGAUACCAAUUUUGGCAGUGAUGGAAAGCCAUAACAUUCAGAUAAACCAAGAAGAAAUGGAGAGGACCUCGGCACUCCUUGGGUCUCGUCUCAAGGAAUUGGAACAAGAAGCCCAUUUUGUUGCAGGAGAACAGUUUCUUAUAACGAGUAGUAAUCAGCUUCGAGAGAUUUUAUUUGGCAAGUUAAAGCUACACCUGCUAUGUGAAAGGAAGUCUCUUCCCAAAACUGUGCUGCAGAAACACCUGUCCACUUCAGAAGCCAUGUUAAAUGUUCUGCAAGAUUUUCAUCCAUUACCGAAGAUAGUUUUGGAAUAUAGGCAGGUUCACAAGAUCAAGUCAACCUUUUUAGAUGGAUUGCUAGCUUGCAUGAAAAAGGGCUUCAUUUCCUCUACAUGGAAUCAAACUGGAACUGUGACCGGGAGACUUUCAGCCAAGCAUCCUAAUAUCCAGGGUAUCUCUAAACACCCAAUUCAGAUCACUAGGCCUCAAAACUUUAAAGGUACAGAAGAUGAAAUCCUCAUGAUCUCUCCAAGGACCAUGUUUAUUUCUUCCAAAGGCCGUACCUUCCUGGCAGCAGACUUCUCACAGAUUGAAUUGCGCAUUCUUGCCCACUUAUCUGGGGAUCCAGAACUUUUGAAGUUAUUCCAGGAACCUGAAAGAGAUGAUGUAUUUUCAACCCUGACUUCACAGUGGAAGAACGUUCCCGCGGGCCAGGUGACGCACGCCUCCAGGGAGCAGACCAAGAAGGUGGUGUACGCGGUGGUCUACGGGGCAGGGAAGGAGCGGCUUGCUGCUUGCCUGGGAGUGAGUGUUCAGGAAGCGGCUCAGUUUUUGGAGAGCUUUUUGCAGAAAUACAAGAAAAUCAAGGACUUUGCACAAGCAACCAUUUCCCAAUGUCACCAGACAGGCUAUGUGACGUCCAUCAUGGGCAGAAGGAGAGCCCUGCCGCAGAUCUGGGCCCAGGACCCGCAGCUUCGGGCGCAGGCGGAGCGACAGGCAGUGAACUUCGUGGUUCAAGGCUCGGCCGCGGACCUCUGCAAGCUGGCCAUGGUCCACGUCUUUGCUGCGGUGGCCGCCUCCCCCACCCUGACGGCCAGACUGGUUGCCCAGAUUCACGAUGAGCUGCUGUUUGAAGUGGAGGAGUCACAGAUCCCCGAGUUUGCAGUGCUGGUGAGGGGAUGCAUGGAGUUCACGCAGCACAUGCAGGCGGCAGAGCUGCGGUUGCAGGUGCCCCUCAAGGUGAGCCUGCGCACGGGCCGCUCAUGGGGCUGCCUGGCCCUGCUGCAGGACGCCCCGCUGCAGGAUGCUCUCCCAGCUGCAGCCUGGCCGCAGGGGACCCCUGCAGCACCCACCCCCGGCACCAGCGGUUCUCACCUCCACUUGGCUGUCUGCGCCGCGCCCUCCGGCCCUGCCCAGGAGUAAAGUUCCUGCUCUGGC
This is a messenger RNA of Choloepus didactylus (southern two-toed sloth), 2950 nucleotides long. It is a transcript of the gene POLN, whose product is annotated as DNA polymerase nu. The record is from RefSeq and is a predicted model, not a curated record. Gene Ontology annotation, biological process: double-strand break repair; DNA-templated DNA replication. NCBI's taxonomy places the organism in Eukaryota, Metazoa, Chordata, Mammalia, Pilosa, Megalonychidae. Gene Ontology annotation, molecular function: DNA-directed DNA polymerase activity; DNA binding. Bases 215 to 2935 code for a protein of 906 amino acids. The transcript is spliced from 24 exons.